Messenger RNA from Coffea eugenioides, 855 nucleotides. RefSeq names its product nucleolin-like. The transcript has 4 exons. The coding region runs from base 1 to 855 and encodes 284 amino acids. NCBI's taxonomy places the organism in Eukaryota, Viridiplantae, Streptophyta, Magnoliopsida, Gentianales, Rubiaceae. The record is from RefSeq and is a predicted model, not a curated record.
AUGGUGAGGAUUAGAGGGGGAUCCGUGAGUGCCAGACGCACUUUCAUGCUGCGUGACGAAGAGGAUGAAUAUGUUCAAAUUGUUGAACCCACCAUCAAAUCACCCAAGAAGAAAAUUGGAAACCGAGGUGGAAAAAUGAAACAAUCUGCUAGAAAAAAGCACAAUGUGCCAACUAGAAAGCCAUCUGCUGAACUAUCUGAUGAGCAGAUGGAGGAACAUCAAUUUGAAGGGUAUCCAGUGAGUGACAAUGAAGAGGAACCAGUGCAGCCCACCAAUGCAGAUGUAACAAAUGCAGAAAAAAUUGCUGAGAAACCAUCUACUAGGAGAUCACCAAGGACAAGGUCUGGUGUCCAGAGUGCUACGCAAACUGCUCAGCACAGUGAAAAAAGAAAGUGUUCUGAGCAGCCUGAGACCGAAACUGCUGCUGAACCCACUUCUCUACCCAAGUUCAUCGAUGAUGAAGCCAGAGAAAGGAAAGGCAGAUCACAUAUUGAUUUCAUUUCUCGUGUCAACUCUGUUAACAUUGAACUGAAUCCUGACAUUGUUAACUCUGUUUUGGAAACCAAAAUUGAAAAUGGUUUUAAAGCCAUUUUCGUUGCCAAAAGGAAUCUACUCGUACCUCCAGAAAAUAAAAAUACACACCGAAAAGAGCCUAGAACUGAGCCAACCACUGAGCCUACCCCAGAGUACCGUGCCUCCAGUUCUCAACCACAGGACAAGGGAAAAGCUCCGGCAACUGAAGAAGAGACUGAAGAGGAGGAUGAUGAUGAUGAGGAUGAGGACACUGAGGAAGAAGACUCUGCUCAGUUUCGUCUGGUUAGAAGAAGAUCUGGAUCCUCCAAAAUCACAUUUUAG